Messenger RNA from Blastocystis hominis, 2373 nucleotides. RefSeq lists its product as hypothetical. Bases 1 to 2373 code for a protein of 790 amino acids. Gene Ontology annotation, cellular component: cytoplasm; ubiquitin ligase complex. The record is from RefSeq and is a predicted model, not a curated record. Gene Ontology annotation, molecular function: zinc ion binding; ubiquitin protein ligase activity. Lineage: Eukaryota; Bigyra; Opalinata; Blastocystidae. Gene Ontology annotation, biological process: protein ubiquitination; ubiquitin-dependent protein catabolic process via the N-end rule pathway. The transcript is spliced from 8 exons.
AUGAGCACUAUUCCGCAACAGUUUUCUCAGAUUUAUGUAAACUACGAGACCGCUCUGUCCUCAGGAAAGUCAGGUUUCGAUUGCCUCCUUCAAGGUAUAUCGGACCGAAUGAAUGAAUUCUCCUCCUUGGAAGAGUUUUAUAAUUUUGGAGGCGAUGUCGUAGCUUUAUUUAAGCGAAUUAUGUCGAAUGAUGAGAACUAUAAUACAUACAUGAAAAGACUGAACGAUACACUACCGCAGCAUCAGCGUUGCCACACAGUGUUCGGCGAAAAAUGUGUGCUUUACCGUUGCAAUGACUGCUCGACAGGAGAGUCCAGCUGUCUUUGUGCAGAGUGUUUUGAAGCAGGAAAUCACGAAGGUCAUGACUACAAACGAUACGACAGUUCGGGUGGCGGCUGCUGCGACUGUGGAGACCCCGAAUCAUGGUGCCGGGAAGGCUGGUGCAAGAAGCACCAGGAGGCGAACGAUCGAAACCGAGCCUCUGACGUCCUCCGCUGCUGCUGUCUGCUUCUGUUGACAGUGUUUGACACCAUCAAAUACCCGUACAAACAGACCUUCUUCGAAGAACUGAUCAAGUUCAUGAAGCAGUGGGCCGAUCUGAACCAAUCGACUCUGCGUGUGAUGUGCAACAUCAUGCAGGAGUCGUACGCUCUCUCCGACCUCAUUGCGAAGCUGGAGAAGCUGCACUACAAACUGCCUUCGUUCAUUCUGGAAGAUCCGAAAUACCAAACCACCAGCGUCAUGCCGAUUCUCAUCCGCGAGAUCGUUUUAUCCUGCGAUCCCAGCAGCUUCACUUACUUCAUCAUGGUCCUUCUCUUCGAUUCUGCGUUCAAGGAAUGGAUCGUCGUGGUGUACAUGGACGAACUGCCUUCUCUUCUCUACGACACCUACAACGUCAUGUCCGGCAAUUCCUCGCAAGAGUUUGUGAGGCACGACCAGCAAGUUGCUUCGCGGAGAGAUAGUGACCACUCCAAUCAAGAGCAGAUCGCCUAUCGCUUCGCCAUCGAGUAUCUCCAGAACCAAAUCGCGCGAACCAUUCAGCAAGAGAACGGAGAGGAAGUGGAUCCUCACUCGAUCGGUCGCUUCGUUCCCCUUCCCUCACGAUUAGUCCUGGACGAAAACGACCCCGCGGUUCGCGAUCAGAUCCUCUCCACCACGCGGAGCUUUCUAACGGAGCUCGAGCGGCUGUUCGCGCAGACCGAAGAAACCGAGCACAUCGAUCCCGAUCGGUUUGCAUGCAUCGGCUACGAUCAGUUCGUCUCGUCGAUUCACUGCCAGUUCUUCCACACCGAAAGCUCGCUGUAUCAUCACGAGCGCUUCGCCGAGUUCUACAAGAAAUGCCUUCGGCUGUCAUCGAAGCUGUUCAGCAACAUCUUCGAACUCUAUUCGCGCGAGAAGUUUAUGAUAACGCUGCCCCAGCCGUUCAGCACGCUUCUCUACCAGACACUCACCUGCAUUUACACCAUUUCGCAGGACGCGGAUAAGUACAAUAACGUGCUGUUCGAUACCGAAGACGGCGUGCUGGUGCCUUGCGACGAGCUCGUCGAGUUCAUCGUGACGCUUCAGUGCGCGGGUUUGGUGCCUUGGAAGCGCGAUCGAUACGAGAAAACCCCGCACAAUCUGAUCAGCUACAUCCAUCUCCCCAACUCGUUUUUGUUCAGCAUUUACCGGUUUUUGGAGCUCGUGAUCCCUUCGUACACGCAAGAGCAAGCGGAGCUCUUCGUGAAGAAGAGCAUGGAUCGCGUGCUGCAGAAGUACGCAGAGGACGGAACCUACUGCAGCGAUGCGAUCGCCACCUGCGCGCACGAGCUCUCCGCGAACAUUUACGACUACUACGGAGGUCUGUUCAUCUACCACUGCGUGGAUCAGUACAUUCUGGACUGUCUGAACUUGCUGAUGAAGUACUUCCCGUCGCAGCAGUUCGCUGCGAAACUGACGGCCGAUGAGAAGAAACUGCUGGAGGCGAUCACGAGCAACGGCGUGCGAAUGCUGAGCGCUCAUUUCUAUGUGUUCAGUCUGGGAUCGAUUCGUUUCCAGCAGAGCCAUCGCACUUUGAUCUUUUUGAACGAGUGCUUUAACAACCAGCCGUCCAUCGUGCAGCGAUCGAUCUUCGCGAUCCAAGUCGCGCUGCAGAUGCUUCCAGUGGAUUCGGUUUUGCUGGACGUGGCUCAUUCCGUGCUUUUCCAAGUGGAUAUUGGGCUCGAAAAGAAGGAAGAGUCGGCUGUCGGUGUUCAUCUAAUGGCGAGCUAUUUGGUGGUUCUUUUGCUGGCGGUGGUGUAUGAUCGCGAGUACAUUAACCACGACUACCGAGUUUGUGUUGAGUGCGAGAGAAUGACGGGUAGGCAACGAUCAAAAACGCGAUGCGGUUGGUGA